This is a messenger RNA of Penicillium nucicola, 2139 nucleotides long. RefSeq lists its product as uncharacterized. The record is from RefSeq and is a predicted model, not a curated record. The transcript has 3 exons. The coding region runs from base 1 to 2139 and encodes 712 amino acids. NCBI's taxonomy places the organism in Eukaryota, Fungi, Ascomycota, Eurotiomycetes, Eurotiales, Aspergillaceae.
AUGGCCGCCAGGUUUUCCCGAAGCCUGCCACAGGUUAACCGCCAGAUUUUCGCUAAAUUAUCUCCCCGCACGAUAACUCGCGUUGCGAGAGCCAAUCCUCAUGCUGGCUUGGUGGCAUAUCGCACCGGGAACUUCGCGCGUGGGAUCUGCCGCGUAAAACAGGUCAAUAUCGCGCGAUAUGCCCAUACAGAUUCUGGCUCAUCGGCCAAUGCGACAAGUCCUAGUCAUGAGCCUAUAAAUUACAAGGGAUCAAGCCUUACGGAAAAACAUUGGAUGAGGCAGGACUUCACACUUGUGGACGCCUUGAUUGCGCCGCAAGCUAUUGUGAAUUUUCUCGAAUUCGCAGUGUAUGGUAUCUUGCCAAACGGGAAGAAGACCGAUUUAGCUUUACUGAACCAGGCUGAAUUACAUCUGCUCGUCGCCCCGAGUACACAAUGGGCGGCUGCGCCGUUCAACAAAGAAGACACUCCCACUGUAGUCAAAGUGAUGGGUCGCAUCUUGGAACCCGAGGGGUUGAGCGGGCUGUGCAAUAUUGGAAACAAUAUUCACUUUCUCAAAAAUCGCCUCUGGGGAGGCCUCGCUCCCGUGCCUGCAUCGCGAUGGCGCGAAAAAGAUCUCAACAACCUGGACCACUUCACGAUCGCGCACGAAUACCUGACCUCUGUGAUUUCUGUCUUUGAGUAUCUCAAUAUUCCUCAGUGCCGGACUAGCAUGUGCGACACCUUCAACAAAAUAUCCGGUGACCUCAGAGAAACGCAGAACGCCUUGAAUGCACUGCGCAAGGCCCAAGACAGCCUUUCUCCCGAGGUUAAUCUUACUGCGCUUUGGGAGCAAUUCAUUCGCGCUCAGUACGAAGUCAUGACCAGCACCGCCCAUUCCUGGAUCCUGGCCCGCGUUACCGAAUUACGCGAACAGUUAUUGGACAGCUUCACUGCGAUCCCAGCUGACAAGUUGGAAUCCCCAGAAAUGGAACUGAUCACAGAGCGAUGGUCUGAUCUCAUUUCCGUUGUGUCAAUGGCAGAUUUCAACAUUUGGAUAUCCAUGGAUGGGUACAACGGCUACAAUCCACCCUCCGAGAUCGUUGCUGGGCUACACAAUCCCGACCUAGCGAGCCAAGACAAAAGCUACGGCUUCUCUCAGCUCCUGCUUGAGCGACUCACCCAAUGUAUCGAGGCUCAGAACGAGGCUGCUAAGGUCCAAGGCCUAAGCGCGACGCAGAGUGACGCGGCCCGUCGCGAGCGCCUUUCUAUCAGCACAGUGGUACAGGAUGAACUGCGUCAAAAGAUUCGCGGCCGUGUGCCAUCACCGCAGCCACCUGUACAGCCCUGGAUCCAGAAACUCUUUGUGGAGCAGGAGGCGAACUUGAGCGUGCCCCCAGAGGAGAGACAGGACGUGAGCAUCGGAUUAGCCAUCUACCGCGCAGUAGACAAGUUCUCCGAUGAGCAGUGGGAAGGCAUCCGGCGGGACUUGGAAGCACAGUUUUCGGCAUGGGGCGAUGAUGUCCAGCGCGCCGACGAAAUCAAGCCACUUCUCAAACUGCAUUGGUUCGACAGCAAGGAACUAGGCUUCGAUUCAAUGGAACCGGUCACAGCAGCAAGGAGACACUUCCAACAGAUCCGGUCCUCUGACGAGUGGAAAGAGAAAAUAGUACCAUCAUUCUUCCUUGUCGCCGAUCCCAUGGGCGUAGGCUCAUACAUCGACGAACAACUUUACGCCUCUUACAGAGAAAACAAAGACCUCCUCAACGGUGACUUCCAAGGCAAUGUCCUGGCUGUCGACGCAGACUUUGAUAAUAGUGCCACUGCAGACGCAAGUGCAGACGGGACGGCCAAGGAAGAAUCUCAGGAUAAAGGCUCGAAAUACUCGGGCCAGACGCGCAUUCUGGCCAACCUAGUCUGGAACGAGCUCUAUGCCAUGCUAGCGCCGCCGUCUGUGGGACUUGAGUAUCUUUGGCAGCAGACACUGGAUCAUCCGCUGAAGAUUUAUACGGGGCCCACAGUGCCGAGUCAGGUUGCGCCAUGGAAGGAGUGGAAUACCACUAAGACUGCUAUGAUGGAUAACUUUAUGGAGUUUCUAAAGAAGAAGGACCCCUCCUUGGCAGGAAAAGUAGGGGGGUUGAGGAAGGAGGGGAUCCUUUAG